UGGCGGUGAGUUUGAAAUGUCUAUGAAUACACUGACCGUUUUCCGGGCUCCUCUAUUGUCGACAAAAUAACUGUUCCUCAAGAGCUAGAUACGAUGGGAGUUACUGAUCUGUGGCCCAUUUUAGCACCGGUAAAGAGUCAUAAGUCGCUGGACGAACUAAGGGGUCAGACGAUCGCUGUCGAUCUAAGUGUAUGGAUAUGCGAAAACCAAGGUGUCAAACAGAUGAUGGGAGUAGUUACGAAACCACAUCUAAGAAAUUUAUUCUUCCGAGCAUCACAUCUUACAAGGCUAGGAAUAGAUUUAAUAUUUGUAAUUGAGGGGGAACCUCCCGAUUUGAAGUGGGAAGAAAUGAUGAAACGAACUGAAGCAAGGUAUGGAAGCAGAGGCGGUGGUUAUAGAAGAGGGAGAGGAGGAGGAGGAGGAGGUUUCAAGAAACCAAGCAGAUCUCACUUUAAAGGUCUACUCAAUGAAUGUUGUACCAUGUUGGACUAUCUUGGUAUUCCAUAUCUUCAAAGUGCUGGUGAAGCUGAAGCCAUGUGUGCGUUAUUAAAUGCUGAAGGGGUGGCAGAUGCCUGUAUUACACAAGAUGGUGAUGCUUUUCUUUAUGGUGCACGUACUGUCUACCGAAAUUUCACAAUCAACACCAAGGAUCCAAGUGUUGAUUGCUACUCCAUGGAUGAUAUCGAGAAGAGUCUUAACUUGAAUCAAAAUAAACUUGUGGCCCUAGCAUUGUUACUAGGCUGUGAUUACGUACCCAAAGGAGUUCCCGGAGUUGGUAAAGAAAACGCUAUGAAAUUGAUGCAGUAUAUGGGAGGUGUUGAUGUUCUACAAAGCGAGGCUGUGCCCCUGGAGGUCUUUCCUCCUAUGGGGCCCGCGCUGGGUCUCGUUGUGGACCCAUCCUCGCACGGCGCCGGUUUUGCCGCUGAAAUGAGGACAUUGGUCGAAGGUCUGUCAGGGCAAAUUGCAAUCGUUGGCUACAGAUUUGAGGAUUGGGCCAAAGCUAAAGGCAAGGAUUUAGAUACAGGUCCAAAAUUGUCUAAGUUACCCCACUGUGGUACUUGUCACCAUCCCGGAUCCACAAAGGAACAUGUCAAACAUGGCUGUAAACUAUGUGACAGUACAUCAUAUUGUGAACCUCAACCGUAUGAUUUACAGUGUCCUUGCGAGUGGCAUCAACAACAAACAGAACUCAUGGCUACAACUAUUGAGAGGGACAUAAAAAGAAAAGCACUGACAGUUAGUGACUUUCCAAACAGGAAAGUGAUCAAAGAGUUCUUGGUUUCCAAGGAUAUAUGUCCAACUCAUACGAUGAAAUGGAAACGUCCCAUAUUGUAUGCAUUACAGAAAUUCAACUACAUGAAAAUGGAGUGGCCUGAGGAGUACACACUGGAGAAGGUUGUCCCUUUGAUUACACUAUGGGACUUGAGAGAUAUCAUAAAAGGCGGGAGUCCAGUAACCGGGAAACAUUUAGAACCAAUUAUUAUUGUGAAAACCAGAGUACAAAAAGGUGUGCCAUGUUUGGAGGUUCAAUGGAAAAAACCAGAUAAUGAGCCAGACAGCGAUGAAUCCAAGAAUGUCUACACCACGAUAGAGAUAGAGGAGCUCUUUGUAAGAGCAUUUCCUCAGAUGGUUGCCGAUUUUUUUGAAAAAAAGAAAAGCAAACCAAAGAAAAAAUCUUCUAAGAAAAAUGCUUUUACGGAUCUUGACCUUAAUGCAGCAAUAGCCAGUAUGGAAGCUCUAACCGUCAAUGAAGAUGUCUCUACGAUGAGUUCAGCCAUUGCCGUUAAGGACAGUACAUCCAAGCCUUCAGAGACAGAUAGAAAAAUAACACCAAACAAGAAUGUGGCCAAUGAAAAUGUCCUCCAUUGUAUUAUGAGUCCGUGUUUUGAGAAGGAUGAUGGUUGUCAUGGCAACGAUGCACAUUCCAAUGGAAGUGAUGAUGACGACUUAUGUGUCCUAUCACUAAGUGACAGGUUAAAGGUCAGACCAUCAGAAGUCGUUAAAGACAAAGCUGAUGUUAUGGUUGUGGAUUUGGAAGCCGGGGACAGAUGUAGCCUGGAAGACAGAGAUCAUGACCAAUCAGGGAGCAAUAUGGUUGCCAGGGAACGAAUUGCCAAUGUCAUCCAUUUUCUUGAAGACAAAGACAGUUGCCAUGAUGAUGAAAGAAGCCAAGGUGAAGGGGAAGUGUGUGAAUUGCUUGCAUUGAUUAGGAAAGACAUUUUCAAGGAGUCAGAACCAAACAAAACUGAUUCUGACUAUAUGCUGGUCAAGCCUCUAAGGAAGUAUCAAAGGUUUCAGUCAGACAGUAACUUAGUUGGAAAAAUGAAGAAGAAAAAAGGGAUCAUGAGGACACAGUCUGCCAGUACUGUAAGUGAACUCUUAGACUUUGAAGUAAAAACAGAAGGUAACCAUGGUGACUUGAAUCCCCACAAAGCUAAAAGUAGACUUGAUGUGUUAAAUCCCCUUCAAGUUAAAGGUAGUCACUUCGCUUCAGAUCUCAAUGUCUGUGUAGACAACCCACCAAAAAAUUGCGAUAAACUGCCUUCAGAGCCUUCCGAGCCUUUUGAGUCUGGAGUAUUUGAAGAAUGUACAUCAAGUGAUGACAAAGAAAGGAACAACCAUCCUGUUUCUAUUCUUGGUGAUAAAACCAAAACAUGUGAAGAUGAAUUCUGUGUGAAACCAGUCAAUAAGGAUAUCAAGUGUAAGCUUAGUAAAGAGAAUAUUGCUGAAAACAGUCCGUUGUCAUUGGCCGAUCGACUGAAAAUGAAAAACAAUGGAGUGUUGCUGAAUUGCAUGAAAACAAUGACAUUCAAGAUAAAGCUCUUCCAGAUCACAGCAAUAAACUAAAACUGCUGAUGGAUCUUGAUUUUUCAGAUGCGGAUGACAGCAUUGUGGGGUUGGAUUAGAUCUUAUAUUUGAUGAUUUAUUUACUCCCCCUCUUUUAUCCUACCCCUCUGUAUUGCACUCAAUUUGUCAG
Saccoglossus kowalevskii is the source of this 2977-nucleotide messenger RNA. RefSeq names its product flap endonuclease GEN homolog 1-like. The record is from RefSeq and is a predicted model, not a curated record. NCBI's taxonomy places the organism in Eukaryota, Metazoa, Hemichordata, Enteropneusta, Harrimaniidae. Gene Ontology annotation, molecular function: four-way junction DNA binding; 5'-flap endonuclease activity.